Molecule: messenger RNA, 2343 nt
Organism: Pseudo-nitzschia multistriata
Lineage: Eukaryota; Bacillariophyta; Bacillariophyceae; Bacillariales; Bacillariaceae
Source: the annotation of a GenBank genome assembly
CCGUGAAACCGACCACAAUAGCCAAGAUAAAUGGUUCUGAAAAUAGAUAAAUUACUUAUAUACCCCGCGAUAGAGCUUAUUAUUCAUAGUGUAAUAACGCCUCGAAACCGAACACAACAGCCAAGGAAUUUUUCUUAGUCGGUUGGAUAUAAUUUUUCGUUUGUUCAAGGCGAUUCAGAUUGACUCUUGUGAUAAGUAUAGUGGUUGUCCUUUGUUCAAGGCGAUUCAGAUUGCCUCUUGCAAUUGCGGUUCUCCUUUGUUCGCGGCAAUUCAGAUUGUGUCUUGUGACAGCGAUUGUCUUGUCAAGAACAGCACAUCGUUUUAUCACACAAAUAUCGAGAGCGAUAUUAAGCGCGUAGUCAACUACAUCAAGAGGGCCAUUAAGCGCAUAGUCUGUCUUGACAUACAAUGCUCUAGAGGUUACGAACGACUUCCCAGACAAAACCUACCUCGUUCUUGUACGUUAGCGUAAACUUCUAGCGGUUUCGGAGUACAAUACCGUGCAAGAAGGGGUUUGAAGAAGACUUUGGCACCACGGGACGAAGCACCGAGCGAGAGAAUACUUUCUUUCCUUGACCCCACAAUACGUACUCGUACCGGUACUCUGCCGUUCGACAUCACAUUAUCAUAAAGAGAAAAGCAGAAACCUUCUGCGGUGCCUAGAAAAUCACACCGGAAAAUGCAUCUGCCCAAACUAUGUCUUGCUGCGCUCAGCAUCGAUCGUGCAUCAUGGUUUGUCCAAGGAGAAAGGCAUCGAAUCGGGGAUUGGGAGAUCCAUGCUAUCGGAGAUAAGGAAGAUGGCAGCGACACACCUUUUGCUAAAAUGAGGGUAGUCGAGGAUGGUGGAGACGAGUUCGCGGUCCUUGCUGUCAACGUUGAAGGCAAAUUUACGGAUGGCAACAGCAACAGCGAGACUUGGGAUGGUAGAUAUCUACCAACAAUUGAGGCCUUUGCAGGGGUGGAACGCGGCGAAGCAUGCGACACGGGUGACCUCUUGACUCUGCUUACCGAUUUUGGUGCUGCCUAUGUUGACGCCGAAGGAAAAAAGAAAUGGCGGAACAUCGGGCAAACCCAAGACGGAGAUUAUGGUGAGUUUGUGAGCCUCGUCGCCCUUCCAUCCGUUGGUUUGCUACACGGUAGAAAGUGUAAAGGCACGAAACUAAUCUGCGCAUACGUUCCGUUUGCUUCAAUCUAUCGCUGUUCUUAGGAUCUGCCCUAGUUGAAAUGCCCCUACACGAUUCUAGUGUCUGGACACCGAUCAACGCGGAUAAUUUCAAGGUCGGGACGUUCGAGGCGUGUGUUCGGAUUUCCAGGAAGCACGACACCGACUAUGUCGUCUUUUUCGAUACCUUUUUUUCCUUAAAGAUUGAUGCGAAAGGACUCUUCCAGACCUUUGAACAAGAAAUUCUUGUUGAGGAAUUCGGCAAUGUCCAAAACUACGACAAAGAAGAAACCAGAAAAAUUGGAGUGGACGCGUAUCUGUGCGGUCCAUCGACUUCUGCAAACCCAGGCCGUAGCUACGCGAUUGGUCAAAGCUUCCACGUCUGUGUUGGCCCGAAGCAGGCGGAGCUGGAGAAAGGCUUUGCCGUGGUCGGAUUCCACGAUGUCACGUGUGCCGGGACCGAUGUGGUGACAGACGGAGAUUUUGCGGACCAGCUGACAAGCGUCGCUCGAAAUCCCGUGGACUUUAUCGAUGGCAAAGAAAAUCCCGAAGCGGUAGCAACGGACGCUGGCGUUGCGUAUUUCGAAACCGUAGUGACUCCAGAAUUUUACGCUGGAUCCGAAGCAGGUUCUUUCACGUGCGAAGGCAGGGUGGAUCUGGAACAGAAGUCACCGGAAGAAGGGGUUGGGGUUGAAAUCCCAACACGCCGAUUGACCGCGAGCUUCUCGAGGCACAGCGACGAUCUCUCGCGCCGCCACCUCCAAGAAAGCGGCGAGGCGGAAACGGACACGGACACGGGCAGCUCGUUUGGCAUCACGGUGGGACUCUUGCCAGAUGGCGAAAGCGCAGACGCCCUGUUUGGCGAUCUGGCGGGCCCCGCGGCAGACACCGGAGGGGUGCCCGGCACCGCCAUGGCAACCGCCGCCGGAGCCGCUGUUCUUGCGGCAUUGUUGUAGCAGGCAGGCAGGCAAACAAGGUUUCCGGGAGAAGGAAGGAAGAACGGAAAUGCGUACGGUACGUACCGAUUGCAUGUGGAGCCCAAAGGAUAGGGCCGAAACGAAACGAAACGAGAAACGAAACGAAACAGAAGAAAACCUACCGGUUGGAACACCUAGCACCUAGUUUGCGUGGUAAGAAAAAACUAAAUAAUAGUAGCGGUACAAUGAAGUUAAGAUACUUAU